This is a messenger RNA of Lutra lutra (Eurasian river otter), 1190 nucleotides long. RefSeq names its product synaptonemal complex central element protein 1 (gene SYCE1). The coding region runs from base 132 to 1124 and encodes 330 amino acids. Gene Ontology annotation, cellular component: synaptonemal complex. The record is from RefSeq and is a predicted model, not a curated record. Gene Ontology annotation, biological process: synaptonemal complex assembly. The transcript is spliced from 13 exons. Lineage: Eukaryota; Metazoa; Chordata; Mammalia; Carnivora; Mustelidae.
GCGGUUGCGACCCGGUCCGCCGCGCUCGGAAGCGCAGUGCGCAGGCGUGAGGCAGGAGACCCCGCCCCGGGCGCGAGUUUCGGCCAAUCCCCACCGAGGCGCCACCCGCCAGGCGCCCGCGAGCAGAGGACAUGGCCGGGAGGCCGGGGCCUUCGGACGCGGAACGGGCAGGAGCCACGGAGCGGGCUGAGAAGGCCGAAGGGCAAGCCAGAUCCUCACAGAAAAUUGAAGACUUGCUGGAAAUGGUGAAGAAGUUGCAGAAAGCGGGAAGCCUGGAGCCCAGGGUUGAAGUCCUGAUUAAUCGGAUUAAUGAGGUUCAGCAAGCGAAAAAGAAGGCCAGUGAAGAGCUGGGAGAGGCCCGGACUGUUUGGGAGGCCCUCCAGAGGGAAAUGGAUUCAUUGGCUGGAGAGAAAGUACACCUGAAAGAGAUAUUGAACAAAAAGCAAGAGACCCUAAGGAUCCUCCGGCUCCACUGCCAGGAGAAGGAAAGUGAGGCACAGAGGAAGCAGACCAUGCUGCAGGAGUGCAAGGAGCGAAUUUCUGCCCUGAAUUCCCAGAUUGAGGAAGAGAAGAACAAACAGAGGCAACUGAGGCUGGAUUUUGAGGAACAGCUGGAGGAUCUGAUGGGCCAGCACAAGGACCUCUGGAAGUUCCACAGGCCAGAGCAGAUGGCCCAGGAGAUAGGCACCCUGGACAGCAGCAAGGAGCAACUGCUCAAAGAAGAGAAGCUCGUGGAGGCGAAGCUGGAGGACGUGAAGCAUCGCCUGUGCUCCCAGUUUGGGGCUGAUGGCUGCUCGGCCAUAGCUGAAGGGCUCUUUCUCCGCAGCCAGGAAGCAGCAGCUGCGGUGCAUCUGUUUGAGGAGGAGAACAAGAAGGCCCAGGAGCUCCUGGAGGCCGCCGCACGGCACCACGAGCAGCUGCAGCAGAAGUGCCAGCAGCUGCAGCAGAGGAGGCAGAGGCUUAAGGAGGAGCUGGAAAAGCUUGGGAUGCAGAUCCCUGCUCGAGGCCAAAGCAAACAAGAGGAAGGGGCUGGCCCAGGAGAACCUGCCAGUCCCAAGCUCCUAGGAGUCAUUGAGGAGAAAGACCCAGAGCUGCCCACCAAGCAAGGCCCUGUGCCCUCGUAGGCAAGGAGGACUCUCCCUGCCCUGGAGCAUGUUCCAUGAACUUCAAGAAAUAAAAGCACUAUUUCA